AAAAUAUUUAGGGAUCAAAAUACCUUGUUUUUUAUUUUAUUUUAUUUAGAGUCAUAUUUCCGUUGUCCUACAGGUACGACAGAAAGUGGUGCGGUUGAAUGAACAUUGCCUUAGUCAGUUAUCUUCCCUGUUUCUUAUUUUUGUUGUUAAUGGGUUCCAUCAGAGGAGUGAAGAAGAGAAAGAAAAGUGACAACGAUAACAAAGAUGCCAUUGCAACCACCCCAUUUCCAUUCUACUCUCAGCCUCAUCACCCUUCUGAUUCUGAUUGGUGGUAUCACUUCUCCAAAAGAAUCACUGGACCUUUAGCUAGAUCUAAAGAUAUCGAGAAAUUCGAAUCAGUUUUCAAGAUCUCAAGAAAGACAUUCAACUAUAUAUGUUCUCUUGUGGAAAAAGAUAUGCUGGCCAAAUCCUCUGGUUGUGCUGAUUUAAAUGGCAAACGUUUAUCUUCGAACGACCAAGUGGCCAUUGCUCUUAGAAGGCUUAGCUCUGGUGACUCGUUGACAACCAUCGGCAACUCAUUUCGGGUGAACCUGUCAACUGUUUCCCAUAUAACAUGGCGGUUUGUGGAAGCAAUGGAAGGGAGAGGACUCUGCCAUCUUAGCUGGCCUUCAACUGAAAUGGAAAUGGAAGAGAUAAAGUCCAAGUUUGAGAAAAUUCGGGGCCUUACUAACUGUUGUGGUGCAGUUGACAGCACACACAUAUUGAUGACUUCUCCCACUGUAGACCCUGAGAGUAGUGUAUGGCUUGAUUCCGAGAAGAAAUGCAGCAUGGUUUUGCAAGCCAUUGUGGAUUCGGAUUUGAGAUUCCGUGACAUAGUUACUGGAUGGCCUGGAAGUGUGAGUGAUGACCAUGUUCUUCGAAGCUCGGCUUUUUUCAAUCUUACUGAAGAAGGGAAGAAGUUAAACGGAGGUAAGAAAAUACUUCCGGACGAAACAAUGUUGAGGGAAUAUAUAGUUGGCGAUACAGGGUUCCCCCUUUUGCCAUGGCUUCUUACUCCUUAUGAAGGCGAAGGCCUCUCUAACGUUCAGGUUGAUUUUAACAAAAGGGUUGCUGCGACCCAAAUGGUAGCGAAGAGAGCAUUGUCAAGGCUGAAGGAGAUGUGGAAGAUAAUCGGAGGAGUGAUGCAGAAGCCUAACAAGCACAAAUUACCAAGAAUUAUUCUUGUUUGCUGCAUACUACAUAAUAUAGUUAUCCAUCUGGAGGAUGAAGUGCUGGAUGAUAUGCCCUUGUGCCUCAAGCACGAUUCAGACUAUCAAGAUCAAACCUGCGAAUUUGUUGACGAUACUGCCUACGCAAUGAGAGAGAAGCUUUCUCUCUACUUGUCAGGCAAACUGUCGGCCUGAAAGAUCAUUCCUUUUGAUUGUUACAAUUUAAUUGGAGUAAUGUUAACAUGGAUUUUUACUCCCAUCUUCAUGUUGGUCACAACUAACUUUGAUAGAAAUACAUAAAAAUAUUUUUGUUGAGUUCAAUGCAUGUAGCCAAUGCUGGUAGAAAAGAGAUUAGUUUGUGCUAUUAUUGCUAUUGAUGCAUUUUUCUUUAUAGGAAAAUGUUAGUAAGUCAGUGUUUAUGUUAGUUUCAAACUUUGAAUUCAAUCCUCCUUUUUGAGCUAUCUAUGUGGAAUGCUAUUGCUGCA
Messenger RNA from Medicago truncatula (barrel medic), 1633 nucleotides. Its product is annotated as protein ALP1-like. The transcript has 3 exons. The record is from RefSeq and is a predicted model, not a curated record. The coding region runs from base 99 to 1343 and encodes 414 amino acids. Lineage: Eukaryota; Viridiplantae; Streptophyta; Magnoliopsida; Fabales; Fabaceae.